UCCGAAGCCAGCUAGCACGCGCGAGAAAGGCGAACAGAUCUGCAUCCCCGGAGAGAAAGCUUUGCGCGUAGACUGAGGACACUCACACCUUCGAGAGGUCUCCAUCGCCGAUGAGCAACACAUCCGAAUCGAACGGGAUGCGCACCAUCGUGGCCCUCAUCAGGAAGCUCCAGCUGGACUGCGAGGUGUACCAGCACCUCACGGAAGAUCUCAGGUGCGACAAAGCAAGGAGCUCCUGGCCACACAACAUCCCCAUUCACCAAUUUUUGUCUGUGUGCUCAUGAGCAGGAGCCUGCUUGACCGGCUGCUAGAGAGCGCCUCAGCAGCGUGUGAGGAGCAGCAGACAAGCGCCACCACUGACGAGCAGGAGGGCCUCAAGGAGCCCUCAGCGCUGGAGAUGAUGCUGGUCAUCACUUUUGCACGGCCUGAGUCGACUCGUUAUCAGACGUGCAAGGAGUAUCUGGGCGAUGCAUUCGAGAGCGUGAGGAUGCAGGCGCGGCAGCAGCUGGAGAGCAUAUGUAACGAGAGACCGACAGACUCUGCCUGCCGUUGCGCUAAGAAUAAAUGACUGACUGGUGAGGCCUGCCUCUUCUCUAGUGUUGUCUGAUAGAUGUCUUUUCUGCGUAUCUCAGAGGGGGUGGGUGGCUGAGUCUGUCUGGCCUUGCUCACGUGAGACGUUUUUC
Vitrella brassicaformis is the source of this 683-nucleotide messenger RNA. NCBI's taxonomy places the organism in Eukaryota, Vitrellaceae. The record is from the annotation of a GenBank genome assembly.